Oncorhynchus keta (chum salmon) is the source of this 447-nucleotide messenger RNA. Its product is annotated as apidaecins type 14-like. The transcript has a single exon. Bases 1 to 447 code for a protein of 148 amino acids. NCBI's taxonomy places the organism in Eukaryota, Metazoa, Chordata, Actinopteri, Salmoniformes, Salmonidae. The record is from RefSeq and is a predicted model, not a curated record.
AUGACUCAAAGCACACCACAGGUUGAGCCCGGGAACCGCAUGACUCAAAGCACACCACAGGUUGAGCCCGGGAACCGCAUGACUCAAAGCACACCACAGGUUGAGCCAGGGAACCGCAUGACUCAAAGCACACCACAGGUUGAGCCCAGGAACCGCAUGACUCAAAGCACACCACAGGUUGAGCCCGGGAACCGCAUGACUCAAAGCACACCACAGGUUGAGCCAGGGAACCACAUGACUCAAAGCACACCACAGGUUGAGCCAGGGAACCACAUGACUCAAAGCACACCACAGGUUGAGCCAGGGAACCGCAUGACUCAAAGCACACCACUGGUUGAGCCCGGGAACCGCAUGACUCAAAGCACACCACUGGUUGAGCCCGGGAACCGCAUGACUCAAAGCACACCACAGGUUGAGCCCGGGAACCGCAUGACUCAAAGCACAUAA